GACAACCGAUGAACUUCAUGACCACCUAAACUCACAACAACGACAACAAAUCAAUAGUAAUACGUACGUUGUUAAACUUCUUUAAUUUCGAUCCAUUCCAUAGAUAUAUGGAUACCGUUAAGAGUCUCAAAUCAUCCAGCGGCCGCAUUAUUAGUUUAAACAUACCCAUACCGCCGAUAUUCUCAAGGUCCUUUUCAAGUUUAAGCUCGCCAAGAACUCCGACCAAGUCUCCGGCGAGCAGCAUUACUCCUCCACGCCGGAGCUCCGGCGGCAGAGAUGGAGAAUUCAGGGAAGUUUUCAGACGGUUCGAUACGGACAACGAUGGGAGAAUCUCGGCGUACGAGCUGAGAGCCUAUUUCGGGUCGGUAGGGGAGCACAUGUCGCACGAGGAAGCGGAGGCGGCGAUCGGCGCGCUCGACGGCGACGGUGACGGCUUGAUUGACUUUCAGGACUUCUUGAAGCUGAUGCAGAGCGACGGCGGCGGCGACGGGGAGGAGGACGGGGACCUCAAGGCGGCGUUUGAGAUGUUUGAGUUCGGGAAAGGGUCCGGCAGGAUAACUCCGAAGAGCUUGCAGAAGGUUCUGAAUUGGUUAGGGGAACCUAAAUCGUACGAGGAGUGUGUUACUAUGAUUAAGGUUUAUGAUAUUGACGGCAAUGGAGAGCUUGACUUCCAUGAAUUCCGGCAAAUGAUGGCUGCUUAAGUACAUAAACUUAUCCAGAUUUCUUGUUCUAAAUACUGUCUAUGAACUAAUCAGCUAAAUCCGUGCAGGCAGGUUUGUGAUCAGCUGGUAUGUGUUCAAAUCAAGCAAACAAGGUUUGGUUAAAUGAUAAUUAUAUCAUUAUUUGUAUAGCGUGAAGAAGAAGUAUGUAAUUAUAUCAUUAUUUUUGUGUGUGACUGUGUCUAUUUGUGUGUAUCGUGCCCUAAAAAUUGGUGUUUAAUCUAUUUAUUUGAAACUUUUAUUUUCUUCACUA
Molecule: messenger RNA, 972 nt
Organism: Ipomoea triloba (trilobed morning glory)
Lineage: Eukaryota; Viridiplantae; Streptophyta; Magnoliopsida; Solanales; Convolvulaceae
Product: probable calcium-binding protein CML41
Exons: 1
Coding region: 108-701 (197 amino acids)
Molecular function (GO): calcium ion binding; enzyme regulator activity
Source: RefSeq, a predicted model, not a curated record